Messenger RNA from Arvicola amphibius (Eurasian water vole), 1489 nucleotides. RefSeq names its product G protein subunit beta 1 like (gene Gnb1l). The coding region runs from base 254 to 1234 and encodes 326 amino acids. Gene Ontology annotation, molecular function: protein binding. The record is from RefSeq and is a predicted model, not a curated record. NCBI's taxonomy places the organism in Eukaryota, Metazoa, Chordata, Mammalia, Rodentia, Cricetidae. The transcript has 8 exons.
UGCGCGCGCAGCCCCGCGGGAAGGCGAGCGUGAGGCGUGCGGGGUUCCAGAGUGGGCGCGUCCGUGGCUGUGUGCACGCCGGAGGGGGGCGUGGCUGACGAGGCGCUCAGCGGAAUCCUAGGAGCCGGCUGCGGCCCGCUAGGAUCUCGGCAGCCGGGUGGCUGUGGGAUCUUGGCCUCGGAAGCACGCCGCUCUGGCCGAUGUCGGUCUGCAGAUCCUCUGACCCUGGCGGCCUCAGGACUGCGUCCACCACAUGGCAGCCCUGUCCCCACCACCGCCUGGUCCCACGUUUGUCCUCCGAGGCACACAGUCGCCUGUGAACACACUGAAUUUCGGUCCACCAUCCCAAGCUCUGGGGAGCCCACUCCUUUUCUCGGGGUCUCAGAGUGGCCUGGUGCACAUCUGGAACCUGCAGACCAGAAGGACAGUGGCCACCCUGAAUGGCCACGGGGGCCAGGGUGUGACCUGGCUGAAGACACUGCCCCAGGGGCACCAGCUCCUCAGCCAGGGCCGGGACCUGCGGCUGUGCCUGUGGGACUUGGCAGAGGGCAGGAAUACCAUCUUGGAUGCAGUUCAGUUGGACAGUGUGGGCUUCUGCAAGAGCUCUAUCCUGGCCAGGGGACAGCUAUGUUGGAUGCUUGCUGUGCCUGGGAAGGACAACAAUGAGGUUCAGAUUCUGGAGAUGCCAUCCAAGACGUCAGUAUGCACCCUGAAGCCGGAGGCAGAUGCCAAGCCAGGCAUGCCCAUGUGCCUGGGGCUGUGGCAGACUAACUCCAGUCCCCGCCCUCUCCUUCUGGCUGGCUAUGAGGAUGGAUCGGUAACCCUGUGGGACAUCUCAGAGCGGAAGGUGUGCAGCCGAAUCGCCUGCCAUGAAGAACCCGUCAUGGGCCUUGACUUCGACUCUCAGAAGGCCAAGGGCGUCUCAGGCUCUGCCGGGAAGGUACUAGCUGUCUGGAGUCUGGACGGCCAGCAGUCCCUGCAGGUGUGCAAGACUCACGAACUCACCAAUCCUGGGAUUGCCGAAGUCACCAUCCGGCCAGACCACAAGAUCUUAGCCACAGCAGGCUGGGACCAUCGCAUCCGUGUGUUUCACUGGAGGACAAUGAAGCCACUGGCUGUUCUGGCCUUCCACAGUGCUUCUGUGCACUGUGUGGCCUUCACCACUGAUGGGUUGCUUGCUGCAGGGUCCAAGGAUCAGCGCAUCAGCAUCUGGUCACUCUACCCCUGCCCAUGACUCAGCUGUCGGACGCUGCUCUCUUACUCCAGUCUUGACCCGGCCCUGUGGAAAGUCCUCAGGGGCCUCUGAGGACAGCAAGUUGUGGCCAAAGGUCUAUGGGAUCCACUUUCUUCAUAAGGUUCUCUGUUGCCUUUGUGACUCACCAUUCAGAGGACAGUACCUGAUGACAGACACCUGGCACCUGUAGCUUGGACCUGGUAGUAUGGUCAGCCUGAACAUAUUUGACAAUAAAUUUCCCGUUGCCAACAUGGA